GGCGGGGUCCCGCCCGCCCGUGCUCGGGCGGGGUUUAUCGGUAUCCGGGCCUAGGGGCGAGCUGUGGUUUGAGCUCCGCAGAGCCUUCGGGGCCGCUCGUUCCCCUCGCUGGCGGGGAGGGGAUGGCCGGGAUGCGGAAUUCAAGGGCGCGUGUUUCGAACGGGACAUGAGGGUGUUGCGUGGAAAGCACUUUGAAGGCUGGGGACAGCUGUGAUGCACAUCUGUUUGACAAAGAAGGCACCAGCUUUUCCUAGGCACUUUACAAAACUAACUGGAUUGAAAAAGAAAAACAAUGAAAGGCAAAGCACAUGCAGGUGAUUUUCAAGCCCAGGAUUUUGUCAAGAAGAAGAAAAAGAAGAAGAGGAAACAGAGUGAGUCCAACAACAAACAGGAAGAUGCUGAAACUGUGGAAGGUGCAGAGCUCGGCAGCUUUUCCCCAGUGCUCUUUGAAGAUGCAGCAGCACAGGGUGGGGAGGGCAGGAAAAAGAAGAAAAGACUGAAAAAAAAGGGUGAGAAGCAGCAGAGUCUGCUGGAUGAUUACUUUGGGAAGGUGGACCAUGAGAUCAGCAAUGGGGCUGGAGCAGCUGCUUCCCCGAGGAGGAAGAGGAAGAGGAAGCAGGAGGACAGCACCAACGAGCUCAGCGAUGUCACCUGUGUCCCUGUGAACCAGGACUGCCAGCAGGGUGCUGCUGACUAUGUUUAUUUCAAAAAACGCAAGAAGAAGAGGAAGGAGAAGCAGCCUGAAGAGGAUGAGGAGUGUGAGCUGCCUCCCCCCGAGGAACAGAGCACGGGCCACAAAGAGAAAUCCAAAAAGAAGAGGAGGAAGAGGAGAGAGGGCAGCGGCCAGGAGGACCCAGAUGGAGCAGCUGAGCCACUGCUGUCCCCCUCAGAGCAGGACAGGGGGCACAGGGGGUGGCCUUCAGCUGCAGGUGAGGAUGGAGGCUCUGAUGCUGCUUCUGCCAUCACUGAGGUCUCCAUGGAGCUCCCUGCUGGUUUUUCCACACCCAACAAAGCAGCUGGGCGAGCUAAAAAGACUCCAGCACAUGCUAAAAAGGCAAAUAACAGCAGCACUUCUGUCAAGGAAGAAAGCUCUUCAGAGUCUGAUAUGAUGACACCAAAAGCCUUGGCAUCUCAUAAAAAGAAGCAGAAGCAGCAGAACAGUUCCUUUGCUGAGUUGGCAGCCUCUGAUGAGGUCAGUGUGGAUGGUGAAGAAGGCCUGGACCGUUCCAUGACUUCAGCUGUGGAUUUGGAUAUCGCAAGACAAGAACUGAAAGAGUUUAUUCCUCAUGUGAAGAAUAUAUCAGACAGUUCAAUCAAGAAAAUGGCUGGAAGAGACCUAAUGAGGUUUAAGGAGUUUAAAAAACAGGGUAUGGCUGUCAAGUUUGGCAGAUUUACCCAGAAGGAAAAUAAACAAAUCCGGAAAAACGUUGAAGAGUUUUUAGCACUUACUGGAAUAGACAGUGCUGAAAAACUUUUGUUUACCUCGAGGUAUCCAGAAGAUAAAGACACCAUCCAUCGCCUGAAAACAGAACAUCAUUUUUGUGAAAAAAUCUCUGAGGGCAUACCCAGGCCCUGGAGGCUGAUAUAUUAUCGAGCAAGGAAGAUGUUUGACCCAAAUAAUUAUAAAGGAAGGUAUACUAGAGAAGAAAAAGAACAAUUAAAGAAAUACCAAGCCCUGCAUGGCAAUGAUUGGAAGAAGAUUUCUGAGUUGAUGUCCCGUUCUAACCUCUCAGUUGCUAUGAAAUUCUCUGAAAUCAAGUCAGCUAUUAACUAUGGUUCUUGGACAAAGGAAGAAACCCGGAAGUUAAUGAGUGCAGUGAAGGAUGUGCUGAGCAGGAAACUGAGAACAGAAAAUCCAAGCUCUCUUUCCUCCCUGGAACAGUCAGACACGGAUCUCUGGAUUGACCGUGAGCAGCUGCACCAGCCACUGCCAUGGACUGAGAUUGAAACCAAAGUGGGAAGUCGAUACUGGAGACAAUGCAAACAGAAAUGGAAUUCAAUUUUAACAAGGAAAUUGACCAAAGGGAAGCAGUUGUACAAAGGGACCAGGGGAUUGCAGACCAAGAUCACUCUUAUUAAAAGGUUGUAUGAAACAAAAGCAGAGGAUGCCAGUGAAGUAAACUGGGAUGAACUCAGUAAUGCUUUCGGAGAUGUUCCUAGAAACUAUCUUCAGUCAAAGUUUUAUAGGUUAAAAGUGUCCUUUGUCCCCUUCUGGAAAAGAAAGACUUUUUCUGAAAUUAUUGACUAUCUGUAUGAGAAGAAGCUCCCAGAACUUGAAGAAAACUUAAGGGAAGCAAAGGGCCGUAGUUCUGACAAUUCAGCAGCCAGUCAGCAGCAGAAGGCUUUCAGACUCAGUGACAUUUUUGACUCCAGUGAAGAGAGAACCAGUGACAUUUUUGACUCCAGUGAAGAGAGUGAUUAACUGAUUGUCCUAAAAGCAAUGCCUAAUUUGCAUAUUUAACUGCAAAUGGCUCUGGUUGAAAGUGGGUGCAGCUCACCACCUGCAAGUACCCAGGCUCUUGACAAUUGGAGAAGUCAGGAUGGGCACCUCUGAUUGUCUUCUUUCAUCCUGAAGAUUGAGUUAAACAGAGCUUUUGUGCCACAUUUUAUUUAAUUCAACUCUGGUUUUAGAAGUUUUCAUGUAAGCAUCCAAGUUGCUUUCUAAAUGUCUCAAAAUACUUUUUUUCCUGUGGAGUUGACAGCUGCUGUUUUCCCUUUAUGAAUGAACUUGGUUUUCUGAACUUUAUUUUUUUUUUAAUUAACGGGAUUGGAAAAAGGUUUUCAGUUUGCUUUUUAAACUCUGUAAUAAUCAAGUCUUAAAACAUCUGUGUUGAUGGAAACAGCACAACUUUUAAGUUGUUUUUUUUUAACAGGUAUCUUGUUCUUAAAAACAACUGAUUUUAUUUUUGAUGCAGACUUACACUUUUUUCAACCCUUCUAGAGAAAAAAAGACUUUUGUCAAUUACUAUUCAUCAUUUCAUGCUAACCAAAACAAAUUAUAUAAAAAGUUGUAAUUAAUAUUUGGAAAACAGAGACAAAACAGUGUGUGUAUAUAUAUACAUAUGCAUAUAUAUAUAUAUAUUUUUAUUUUGCCAAGGAGAAUUUCUACAUUUUAAUAAGAAAAUUAAGCAAUAAGAUGGAGGUUGUACUCGUGUUUUGUAUGAUACUUUUAACUCUCUGCCUGAAGUGAUUAUUUGUAAAUUGACUAAAUUAAUGUAAAAAGCCCCAAAAAUAACUUACUGUGUAAAUCUUUGUAAGGCUUGUUUAUAUUUCCCAUAUGCUGUACUAGACAGUAAAGCAAGAAGACUCAGUCCCUGCUUUUUCAGCAUCAUUUUGAUAAGUGACAAUUUCCCUCUUCAAUUCUAGUGAUCAUCAUUAAAAAUCCAGAACUCUGAAUGGCUUGAAAUAAAGGCCUUGUUGGAGGGUCUGGAAGGUGACUUACAGCAAGGAAUUUUAAAGGAAAAACUUCCCCUAUUGAACUGUGUCUGCUUUAGUCUCUCUGAAGGUAGAAAGCACUGGGAUUUUUGUGAGACAGGCACAACCCCCCCUGCAAUCAGCCACUGCUUUGAGGGUAAAGUUUUCCAGCCAAAAGCUGAAAUGGGAUGGAGGAAGGAAACACACACCACCUCCACUUAGGUCUUUGUGUUGCUUCAUGGGUUUGAAGGUUAAAAGCUGAAAAACUUGAAUUUCUGAGUCUAAAAUUGUCUUUUUCAAGUUUUUUUUUUUUCCCCUGGAAAAUGGAGAUGCUCUGAAUGGUGUGCAGGCAAGAGCACAAAUGAUGCCUGGUUGUAGAGUUUGUAAAGUAGAUCUUGCAAAAAUAAACUUCUUCCUCCGUGAUGA
Vidua macroura (Pin-tailed whydah) is the source of this 3840-nucleotide messenger RNA. It is a transcript of the gene TTF1, whose product is annotated as transcription termination factor 1. Lineage: Eukaryota; Metazoa; Chordata; Aves; Passeriformes; Viduidae. Bases 293 to 2422 code for a protein of 709 amino acids. The transcript has 12 exons. The record is from RefSeq and is a predicted model, not a curated record.